This is a messenger RNA of Mycena citricolor, 2473 nucleotides long. Lineage: Eukaryota; Fungi; Basidiomycota; Agaricomycetes; Agaricales; Mycenaceae. The record is from the annotation of a GenBank genome assembly.
UCGAAACCCAUAUCCAACGCAAUGAACAACAAAGUUCCAACACAGCAAAAAAUUGCAAGCCAAGCCGACCGAGAGUGAGCCCCAUUGAGUUGAAGGCCUUGAGGAGCCAACAAUCGUAUAACUAUGUCUAUGAGGAACAAACUGCCAGUUCAUCGAGCAGCCGCUGAGCGACGGCUGGCUCAUAUCUUCGCCAGUCGCGCCUUGACCAACGGUCACCUUCAGAGCAUGCAACGGAGUGGAAAGGACGGAGGAUGAUGAGACGAAGAGCCAUGACCAUCCAAAGCGUUCCAUCCACCCCUGCUAAUUCCAACGAGCUUGGAGUUGGUCGCUUUCCGAAUUUAAGCAGGGAUAUUCUCCGUUUCUCCGGGGACUUUCCCCACAGCGAAUGAAGAGAGUAGCAACCCUCUGUGCGUAUGCUGCGAAGACGAUUCUUCGGACGGCCUGAAUUCGAGAGAAAAAAACGAUGGCAUGCUUUAUAGCUAGUGGGAGUUGUAUAGACAUGUUUGAGUUUGAUGGGAUUGAUCGAUCCAUCACGGCACCCCACAAGCUGACCACUUACACGCACCGUUCAUGGCAACUGAUAGUCAAGCUAAGCAGAAAUCGGCUCAGUCGAAACCGAGGGUCCCCCUUGCCAAUUUCCCGACAAUCAAAGUCAUACAACCUCCGAAAGGGAAAUUCUCUCCGAGAAAUGAUCAAUGGUGCUUGACGUAUUGCUCGCAAACCGUUGCUGGACGCACACAACACAAGCAACCUUUCUGCCGAUCCAUAUGCAUCCGCAAGGUCUUCACACACGAAGUGCAAAACAUCCUCCAAUUCAAGAGCCACACGGAGGUUGGACCUGAUGGCAAAGCGCGUUUCCCACUGCCUCAAGAAGGCCAGCCCAUCAAUCUGCCUCGAUAUCUGGGCGGUAAACCUGUCGACGAUCCAGAACACGAUCGCAGGUUACCUUCAGACGUGAGGUACUGGGAAGAGGGUUGGUAUCUGUGGAAGGCGAAUGGUAUCCCCGCCGUAUACCACCAGCUUUCGCAGGUCGCGAUGGAUCUGCCUAGUCUGUUCAGAACGAGCGAGGCACGCAAGAAUCAACAGCGGCUGCGACAGGAAUACGACAAAUACGUGGAGUCGGGUCGCCCGGAGGCGGAGAAGGAGAAGUGGACGGGGCAGGUUGUGCCGCCCAAUCUCGGAGAUCCUGCACCCGACUCGUUGCUCAUUCCUAUCCCCUUCGAUUCUGGCCCCUUGCUGGAACCCGUGUGGAAUGUCCUUGCCCCAGCCCGUCACUCCGUCGGCUUACUUCGCGAGAAUCUCAAAGAGGGGAACUUCGAGAAGUUUGGACUUCGUGUGUGGGAUAAGGCAUGGUCGGGUGAACCACUCAUGCUUGCGAGUCGAGCUUGGAAUCUUGCCUACGACCGGUGGAAGGGCAACGAUAAGGAUGAUGAGAAGGGAAAGAAAGCAUAGGACGAUACCCGCCGCCGACGCCUUGUAGCAUUAGACAUUCAUUUGACAUUACUUACGCAGACAUACUGCAUAGACGCAUGCACAGUAACAUAUUCACCUAUCCUACACGCCCUGCUCAUGAAUUUGUUCGCGGAGCCGCUCCCGCUGUUUCUCGUACUUUCGCUAAGCACGUGGCGCUCAGAUGGCUUUGUCAGAGUAGUCCAUUCUGACCACUCAAAUAUGCCGAGACCCCAAGUCGCGCUCUCUAUAGCUCUCCACACCCACCGAUCCCAACAUAAUGGCCAAAGCAAACGCACCCAUUGAAAUCCAAAGCGUCAAGCAUUGGAAUGAGACGCUCCGCAGUGCCAACGCCGCCGGAAUGACUACCGUCGUGGACUUCCACGCAACUUGGUGUGGGCCUUGUAAAGCCAUCGCCCCCAGAUAUGUCCAGCUUGCAUCCGAGAACGAUCAUGUUCGAUUCCUACGCGUGGACGUCGACGCACAGCGGGCCAUCGCGGCGAAAUACAACAUCUCCGCCAUGCCGACCUUUUUGGCUCUGAAGCAGGGCCAGGUUUUGGAGACAGUGCGGGGCGCCGAUCCGCAAGGCUUGGCGCGCAUGAUUGCGGUGCGCGGUGGACCGAAUCCUCCGGUAGCUCCCUUACCAGCGGAGGCGGAAGCGGCCAAGGUGGCUGGAAAUGCUUUCUUCAAAGACGGCAAAUAUCCAGAGGCGAUCGAGAAGUAUUCGGAGGCGAUCACCAUUGCACCGACGUCCGCCGCUCUGUAUGCGAAUCGCGCUGCGUCAUAUCUCAAAUUAACGGAUCCGGAACUGGACUUGGCUUUGGCAGAUGCUCAGAAGGCGACAGAAGUCGAGCCUAAAUGGGGCAAGGGGUAUUAUCGACUCGGAGAAGCCUUGCAGGCGUUGGGUCGAGACGAAGAAGCAGUCAAGGUGUUUGAGAAUGCUGUAGAAACGUCACAAGGAUUGGUUCAAACGGAGGCGAAGCGAAAGCUGGGGGAGUUGAAGAAGAAACUGGGCUGGCAUUGA